AUGCUGAGCUUGGAAACAAGGAUCCUGGACUGGCUCGACACCGUCCACAUACCCACCUCCCACGAUCGCACGAAUUCGGCAAGCGGCAGCCCCUUCAAUCUGUCGAAGAAGCGCAAGCUUGAGAUCUCGGUCAUGGAGGCGGACAACAACUUCGACGCUAGUGCGAACUUCGACGCCAAUGCCACUCCUCGAGCACCACGACCGAAGAAAGCGCGCUCCCAAGGAAACACAGGCCCAACGCCCCCAACAAGCUUUCCACCUAGCGAUGGCGGUGACACAUACAGUACGACCUCGUCAGUUUCUUUACAUACCCGCAGCUCGAGUCCAACAAAGAGGAAGCGCACGCUGGCGACUUCAACACCACAAGUUGUAUUUGAGCAGCGAUCAGCGCUUCGCAGUCACAGAGCGCAGCUAGAGGCAGAACGACCAAUGCUUAAAGAGCUUGGGACGGCGAUACGCGCAGCUAAUUUGAACCUGCCGAACGGUCUGAAGAACUACUUUGACGAAACUUGGGUACCGGAGGAUGGCGCACGCCCCAAUUUUGCACACGCAGGCAACGAGUUCCUGGACAAGUUCUCGAACCUCGAAAAGUUCAUACGCAAAACAACACGACGCGUUGACUUCUGCAAAAACAAAGACGUCUCGGAGGAUGAGUGGUGUGACUUGGUCGUCUACCCUUGUCUCAAAACCGCAGCCAAAUCCAUUGGCAUCUGGACGCCUGAACGAGUCGUCAGAGUGACGAAUUAUUACAUUCUGCCACAAAGAUUGCUACCAAACGAUAGCUUCGGCAACUCAAUCACAUGCCGAACCGAUUUCGCCCUCGGACAAUCGCCCAGUCCCGUCCUGCAGUUGAGUCAGGUUCCAGACCAGUCGCUCUCGCAGUACACGCAUAAGAGACUGUCCAGCUUGGCUCUCUUCGCGACAGUCGAAGUCAAGCGGACCGUAAGCUCAGGAGAUGGGCUCGAUCAGUUGGCGGUGUGGUGUGCCGCGGGUUUCGCAAAAUUAGCAGAGCUUCGACAUGGUCAUCGUAUGGAAAGUCGCCUGGAUCAAACACGAGAACCGUCGAAAGCAAUACUCUGUUUGUGGGCCUGGAGGGGCCACAUGGUCUCUCUGCACAUUGCCGUCGAGGAGUCUGCUGAGAAGAUCGUCAUGUACGAGUGGAUGGAGUGGAAUGUUGGUGUGCCUGAUAAUCUCGUCCGACUCAUCACAACAUUCGCGGCGGUAAUGCAAUGGGGUUCUGCACACUUCGUUCCAGAUAUCGUUGACACAACCCCGGAACAUGUUUCAUGA
Cyphellophora europaea CBS 101466 is the source of this 1290-nucleotide messenger RNA. RefSeq lists its product as uncharacterized. Lineage: Eukaryota; Fungi; Ascomycota; Eurotiomycetes; Chaetothyriales; Cyphellophoraceae. Bases 1 to 1290 code for a protein of 429 amino acids. The record is from RefSeq and is a predicted model, not a curated record. The transcript has a single exon.